Molecule: messenger RNA, 1438 nt
Organism: Triticum dicoccoides
Lineage: Eukaryota; Viridiplantae; Streptophyta; Magnoliopsida; Poales; Poaceae
Product: cytochrome b561 and DOMON domain-containing protein At4g12980-like
Exons: 3
Coding region: 39-1208 (389 amino acids)
Source: RefSeq, a predicted model, not a curated record
UCUUCUUUCCGGUUCGUCUUGAGCUUGCUCCACCCGCAAUGGGAUGCCAGGCGAGCCGCCGGAUCCUCCUCCUCGCCACCAUAGUCGUCGCCGCCUCACUGCCACCACCCAGCGCGGCGCAGACGGCCAGCUGCGCCGACCUCGCGUUCUCCGGCGGCCGCCUCUACGCGGCAUGCAGCCCGCUGGAGGAGCUGGACGCCAGCGUCCACUGGACAUACCACGCGUCCAACGGCACGGCGGACGUCGCGUUCCGCGUGCCGGGGGGCUCGGCGGGGUGGGCGGCGUGGGCCAUCAACCCGUCCGCGGUCGGCAUGCUCGGCGCCAACACGGUGUUCGCCUACCACAACCCGGCCACCGGGGUGGUGGCGGUCGCGACGGCGGUCGUCGACAGCUACGCCCCCGCGUUCGCGGACGGGGACCUCGCCUUCGCCGUGUACAGGCGCGGCGCGGAGUACACCGACGGCGUGUACGCCAUCCACGCCACAGUCGCGCUGCCGGGGAACAGCACCAGGCAGAACAUCGUCUGGCAGGCCGGCACGUCGUCCCCGGACGGCCUGCCGGAGAGCCACCAGGCGUUCGGGGACAACGUCAUGUCGUCCCGCAGCUGGGACUUCAGGUCGGCCGAGGCGGCGGUCGUCGUCGAUGACGUCCCCGCCGCGCCAAGGGACAGCGUCUACCGCGCACUGCUACGCCCCAAGAAUAUCCAUGGCGUGCUGAAUGCUGUGAGCUGGGGCGUGCUGCUCCCUCUCGGCGUCAUGCUGGCGAGGUACAUGAGGGUGUUCCCAUCGCUCGAUCCGGCAUGGUUCUACCUCCACGUCGCCUGCCAAUGCAGCGGCUACGUGGUCGGGUCGGCCGGCUGGGUCUUCGGCCUCACGCUCGGCAGCCCGGCCAAAGGCGCCCUGCAGCACCAUGGCCACCGCAACAUCGGCACCGCGCUUUUCGUCCUAUCAACGCUUCAGGUUUCUGCCUUGCUGAUCCGCCCUAAGAAGACCGUCAAAGUUCGCUUCUACUGGAACCUGUACCACUGGUCCGUCGGCUACACGGUGGUCGUUCUGGGCGUCGUCAAUGUCUUCAAGGGCAUCGGCAUCCUGCAAGCUGAUCAGAAGUACAGGCACGCCUACCUUGGUGCCGUUCUGGUGCUAGCUGUGGUGGCCUUCGUCUUGGAGCUUGUGACGCUGACGGUCAGGUUCAAGAAGGGCCGGCGGUAAAAAUUCCUGCCGUGGUGCUUAGACUGCCUUGGGCUUAUCUGCGUGGACAUCUGAUGUACUGCAACCGAUCAUGGCUCGGGUAUAUAUGUAAAACUGGGGAAGAUGGAACGGUAAGUUGGUUCUUCCUGACAUUAUCUACGGUAAUGAGCGGGCAGUGUAGCCGUGAUGACAGUUUUGACCGAAGUUUAUACUGCUUCUGUUUUUAUUUACUCUGCAUAUUAGAGUUGACU